CUAAUGGUCUCACUACCCUUUCAAGGUCACAUUAAUCCCUUCUUAAAAUUAGCCAAACGUCUUAUUUCAAAGGGUGUUCAUGUUACCAUUGCAACCACAGAAAAUGCACGCCAUCGUUUACCCAAAAUGCCAAAUUCUCAGAGCUCAGAGAUUCAUCUUGAGUUCUUUUCUGAUGGCCUUAGCUUUGAUUUUGAUCGUAGUGAUCAAAAUUCACUAAUAAAUUCUCUUUAUACUAAAGGGUCUAAAAAUUUGUCUACUCUCAUCACCAACCUCACCAAAGCUCAAGAAUUUUCUUGCAUGAUUGUUAACCCUUUUGUUCCUUGGGCUAUAGAUGUUGCCAAUGAACAUGGCAUACCCUGUGCAAUGCUUUGGAUCCAAGCUUCUGCAGUGUUCUCUAUUUAUUACCGAUAUUUCAAGAACACUGAUGAUGAUUUUCACAAUUUGGAGGAUCCAAAUGAGAAGGUGCAAUUACCUGGGCUUCCAACAUUUAAGGUUAGAGAUCUUCCAACUCUUAUGCUUCCUUCAAGUCCUGAUCAUUUUAAAAGAUUACUCAUGCAUUUGUACCAAUCACUUGAUAAAGUGAAAUGGGUUUUUGGCACAUCGUUUUAUGAAGCUGAGGAAGAGAUAGUGAAAUCCAUGGUUUCACUUACUCCUAUUUACCCCAUUGGACCACUAGUAUCUCCAUUUUUGUUAGGAGAGACAGAAACCAAUGGCUUUAGUGUGGACUUGUGGAAUGCUGAAUAUUCUUGCAUAGAGUGGCUUGAUAAUAAACCAAAUUCCUCAGUGAUUUAUGUGUCGUUUGGGAGUUUGAUUGUGCUGUCCAAUAAGAACAUUGAAAACAUAGCCACUGCUUUGAAGAACAGCAACAAACCAUUCUUGUGGGUGCUGAACCCUGGGGCAGAAAAUAAAGAAGAUGAUGCUGAUGAAUUAGCUUUUGAAAUUCUCAAAGAGACAAAAGGGAGAGGUUUGGUUGUGAAAUGGUGCCAACAAGAGAGGGUUCUCAUGCACCCUUCUGUGGCAUGCUUUGUUAGUCAUUGUGGGUGGAAUUCUACGUUGGAAACACUCGUCGCCGGCGUGCCGGUCAUCGCUUGUCCUGAAUGGACUGAUCAGCCAACAAAUGCGGUACUUGUAUCAAAUGUGUUCAAGACUGGAGUGAAUGCUAAGUCUGAGGAAGAUGGAGCUAUCAAUGCACAAGAGCUUCAAAGGUGCAUUUGGGAGGUCAUGGACGGGCCAAAUGCUGAAGAGAUUAAAAACAGAGCAAUGGAGAUGAAGGAUUUAGCAAGAAAAGCAUUACAAGAUGGAGGUUCUUCUGAUAAGCACAUCAACCAAUUCAUCCAUGAUAUGAUCAUUCACAACUUACACCCUUAA
Molecule: messenger RNA, 1368 nt
Organism: Arachis stenosperma
Lineage: Eukaryota; Viridiplantae; Streptophyta; Magnoliopsida; Fabales; Fabaceae
Product: UDP-glycosyltransferase 84B2-like
Exons: 1
Coding region: 4-1368 (454 amino acids)
Molecular function (GO): UDP-glycosyltransferase activity
Source: RefSeq, a predicted model, not a curated record